CUCCCACGGCUUUCUUCGGUGGCCUUGGUCCCUCCCGGCUGCUGUCCUCAGGCCUCAUUGGCCUCUUAUCUCCCCAGUAACCAGACCACAACAGUGAGCUUGCAGCACCCAGGACAGGUCAGGCACUCCAGCAGGAGCCCCACCCUUUUUGGCCAAGAUGCCUUUGGGACUCUCUGCUGGGAGCACUCGCUCCGAGGAUGGAAGCGAGGCCUUCCUGGAGGGAAUGGUGGAUUGGGAGCUGAGCAGACUGCAGCGCCAAUGCAAAGUGAUGGAGGGUGAAAGGCGAGCCUACAGCAAGGAAGUCCACCAGCGCAUCAACAAACAGCUUGAGGAGAUCCAGCGCCUGGAGGGGUUGCGGGACAAACUACAGGUGCAGAUCAGCAUUGCCCAGAGCCAGGUCAAGCGGCUGCGGGACAGCGAGAGGCUGGAGAACAUGGGGUACCUGCUCAAGUGCCGGGUCCGGGUGCAGGCUGAGGUCAAGGAGCUGCAGGAGCAGACCAGAGCCCUGGACAGGCAGAUCCAGGAGUGGGAGAGCCGGAUCUUUGCCCAUGGUAAGGACAUCAAGGCCCUGGGAUGCAUCCAGGAUCAGAAGGUCAAGAGCCGGCGGAGGAUCAAGAUCCUUGAAGAUCAGUUGAGCAGGGUCACCUGCCGCUUUGACAUCCAAUUGGUGCGGAAUGCGACCUUGCGGGAGGAGCUGGAUCUCCUGCGGAUCGAGAGGAACCGCUAUCUGAAUGUGGACCACAAACUGAAGAAGGAGAUCCAGCUCCUUCGGGACACCGUCAGGACCCUCAUGGUCUCCUCCACUUCUGCCUACACCGUCAGGGAGGAGGCGAAGACCAAGUUAAGCAUGCUGCGGGAGCGAGCAGAGAAGGAGGUGGCCCAGAACGAGACGGAGGUGCACAUCUUGCAGCGGCAGAUCGCGCACUUGGAGCAGCUGCACCGCUUCCUCAAGCUCAAGAACGGCGAUCGGCAGCCGGAUCCCGCCAUCGUGGAGAAGCGCGAGCAACGGGCCCGGGAGGUGGCCGAAGGCCUCCGGAAGACCUCCCAGGAGAAGCUGGUGCUGCGCUACGAGGACGCCAUGAAUAAACUGUCCCAGCUGACCGGGGAGAGCGACCCGGACUUGCUGGUGGACAAGUACCUGGAGUUGGAGGAGCGGAACUUCGCGGAGUUCAACUUCAUCAAUGAGCAGAACUCGGAGCUGGAGCAUCUGCAGGAGGAGAUCAAAGAGAUGCAGGAGGCCUUGGAGAGCGGGCGCCGCAGCGAGGAGGACCGGCGCUCGCGGCAGGAGCAGCAGCGAGCAGAGUUGCAGCAGCGCCUGGACGAGGUGCACACGGAGGCCGAGAACCUGGAGGCCCGCUACCAGAACUUUCACGGGCAGCUGGAGAAGCUCAAGACUGAUAUCCAGCACCUCUUCACCCAGGCCCAGUGUGACAGCACCAUCAUAAAUGACCUCCUAGGGGUCAAGAUCCACAUGAGAGACCGGGACAUAGGCCUCUUCCUGGGCCUCAUCGAGAAGCGGCUGGUGGAGGUCCUGACGGUGCAGGCCUUCCUUGAAACCCAGAACUCUCUCUCCACCAGCUUGCCUAACGCUGCCCUCCUGGUGCUGGGCCAGAGCCCCGAGGAACUUCCCAAGAAGGUGGCCCCACCUCAGCCCCCUGACAACCUGGAGGACCCCCCAGGCUUUGAGGCCAAAGACGACUAUCCUCUGAGCAAGGAAGAGCUGCUGAGCUACGUGGUGAAGUCGCUGGAGGCCCAGGAGCAGAUGAAGGAGCAGAACCAGAAGGAGCCGGCCGAGGUCAUCAAGAAGGCGGACAGCACCCCGAGCGUGACCUCCAGCACCCAGAAGGCCAGCUCCGGCAUGCCCGUGCCGCCCAAGAGCCCCAGCGCUGUCCCUGCCUCCACCAUGAGCCACAGGACCAGCGGCAUCCUGGUGUCCAGUGGAGGCCGCGCCACCAGCUCCAAUGUUGGCCAUGUCACCUUUGGGGACCCCAGCUCCAGCACAGGCCACGUGACCCUCGGCUCCUCCAGCGCCACCACCGGGGGACUGAUGUCCAGCCAGGGCUUGAUGGCGGGGCGUGUGACCUUCAGAUCCCCCAACUCUAGCAGCUACCUGGGGUCCAGCAGAGGCCAUGAGAGCUCUGGGGGCCCGCAGAGCAAAGGCGCUGAGUCAGAAUCGAGCGGGGGCCUCGGGUUCAGUAGAGGCCAAGUCUCAAGUACUGGUCCUGCCUCCAGCACUGGCCCAGGCUCCACCACCAGCAAAGACUCCCAGAGCAACUAACUGCUAGGGGCACCCAGUCCCACCCUGCCCCUGGCUCCUUGCAAGCCUUCUCUGGGCCUCUGCCUCUCAAUUUCCCCUAUGACCCUCCAUCUUCCUCACCCAGUUCCAGGUGAACUGCCUGCACACCUGUCUCCAUCUCCCCUUCACUGUGUCUCUGUCUGUUCCCAUCAGCUCCCCCUCAUCUCUCUCCUGGUCCCCCUCUCUGUUUCCAACCUGCCCUUGCCUUUCGGUUUCCCAAUCUCCUGUUCUCUCAGUUUCCCAUUCAGUGUGCCUCUAUCCUGUCUCCAUGCCUGUGUCCCCAUCUCUUUUCUGACCUCUCUGAUUAUCCCCCCACCUCCUCUUUCAGCUUCCCCAUUUCUAACUCCCUCUCUUCACCUCCAUCUCCCAGGCCCUCCUCGCAUCUCAUGUCUGUCUCUGUGGUCCCUCAUUCCUUGUCCUCCUCAAGAGUCCCCAUUACUGACCAGUGGGGCAAGGAUUGGGGCAAAGAUGUCAGGGUCCGCAUGAGCUGUGACCAUAGGAAAUAAAGGUCAGAGUCUGA
Molecule: messenger RNA, 2816 nt
Organism: Hippopotamus amphibius kiboko
Lineage: Eukaryota; Metazoa; Chordata; Mammalia; Artiodactyla; Hippopotamidae
Gene: ODAD1
Product: outer dynein arm docking complex subunit 1
Exons: 15
Coding region: 158-2278 (706 amino acids)
Biological process (GO): cilium movement; outer dynein arm assembly
Cellular component (GO): axoneme
Source: RefSeq, a predicted model, not a curated record